Molecule: messenger RNA, 878 nt
Organism: Danio rerio (zebrafish)
Lineage: Eukaryota; Metazoa; Chordata; Actinopteri; Cypriniformes; Danionidae
Gene: isca1
Product: iron-sulfur cluster assembly 1
Biological process (GO): iron-sulfur cluster assembly
Cellular component (GO): mitochondrion
Molecular function (GO): iron-sulfur cluster binding
Source: RefSeq, marked provisional
UUUCCUCUGGUGUUUACAUCUAAAAGAAGCGUUUAGGUAACUUCAACAUGUCAGCCUCCAUCGCACGGGCGACCGUGAGAGCGGUGAGCAGACGGAAAAUACUGUCAACAAGAGCCGCUUUAACACUGACGCCUUCAGCUGUAAAUAAAGUCAAACAGCUUUUAGAUAAUAAACCAGAAUAUAUUGGCCUGAAGGUUGGUGUCCGAACCCGAGGAUGCAAUGGCCUCACGUACACACUAGACUACACGAAAAAUAAAGAGCAGUCAGAUGAGGAGGUGUUACAGGACGGCGUGAGGGUGUUCAUUGAGAAGAAGGCUCAGCUGACGCUCCUCGGCACAGAGAUGGACUUCGUGGAGACUAAGCUCUCCAGCGAGUUUGUGUUCAACAAUCCCAACAUCAAGGGCACGUGUGGCUGCGGAGAGAGCUUCAACAUAUGAUUCAGGACGCCCGUGCGAACACCAAUCAUGGGUAAAACGCUCCCAUACAAACAUCCAUCCUGAAGACUCGUGGGUAAAAGAGACUGAUGCUUUAGUGGCCUGUUUGGGCAUCUUUUCCUGUGCAGCGUCCAGAUUGCACAACAUCCACUGAUAGAGGGUCAUUCGCAUAAUAAUGAUCAUUUUGCUUGUACACAGUUUAUUUAUGUGCAGCUCAGAGGGGAACUGCACUCCAUAUUAAGAGUUUAAUCUGUGCAAAGAAAGUGCUGUACCUGUCCAGUCGCACUGAUGUGUAUUUAUGUUUAAUAAACGUGACAUAACGCCUCAACAUGCAUAAGAAAUGUGCAUUUGUUAUUUUUCGGGUUACGUUUGGUGGAUUGUUGACCAGCGUUACAGUCUGCAAGUCAAACUUAGGAGACAGUAAGAUUUGUUAAUGCUGUAAAA